This is a messenger RNA of Anopheles darlingi, 741 nucleotides long. RefSeq names its product prefoldin subunit 1 (gene Pfdn1). Lineage: Eukaryota; Metazoa; Arthropoda; Insecta; Diptera; Culicidae. The transcript has 2 exons. Gene Ontology annotation, cellular component: prefoldin complex; cytoplasm. The record is from RefSeq and is a predicted model, not a curated record. Gene Ontology annotation, molecular function: protein folding chaperone. Gene Ontology annotation, biological process: protein folding. The coding region runs from base 309 to 692 and encodes 127 amino acids.
CCCACCGACAGAAAAAUUUCGGGUCGCUUGAACAAUAAGCGACCAUUUUGCAAUGGGGUGAUACGUAAUAAACCUAUUGCACUAUUCCCGGAUUUCUUUUCUGGAACAAACGCAAACUACAAGGUUGGUAAAAUCUGCUUCUAUAUCUGUCAAAAAAACUCUAGUAUGGCCGCGAAAAAAGUGCCAUGACUCUAUCUGAAAGCCGGACGGGGUGAUUUUUCUGCACAUGCCACAACAAAUCCUGAUUUUUCGGUAAAUUUCCCUUAAAAAGAGUUGGUUUUACUCUGAACUUUGCCUUUAUCCUGAAAAUGGACCUCGAACUGAAAAAGGCGUUCACGGAGAUGCAGGUGAACAAGAUCGAGUCUACGAAGAAGAUACGCCUACUUGACUUGAAAACGGAUAGCUUGAAGCUAUCGAAACAGCGUGUCGAAGUUACUAACAAGCACGUUUCCACGCUAGCUCCGGAUACUAAGGUGUACUCUUCCGUCGGAAGAAUGUACGUGUUAAGUGAUGUACCAUCGCUGGUCGAACAAAUGAAAAGCAAGCAAACAUCUUUCGAAGAAAUGAUUGCCCAGUGUGAGAAGAACAAAGACUUUCUCAUAAAAAAUCUCAAGGAGCAGGAAGAAAGUCUUCGAGAACUGGUGCAACAAAAGAAGGCAGAAACCGAAACCAAUGGAAAGGGAGUUGAAUGAACAAUGGAAUAAACAAGACCACUCUAAGAAGGAAGAUUUUUUUUAAUAA